This is a messenger RNA of Penicillium soppii, 1734 nucleotides long. RefSeq names its product fungal specific transcription factor domain-containing protein. Gene Ontology annotation, molecular function: DNA binding; zinc ion binding. Gene Ontology annotation, biological process: DNA-templated transcription. NCBI's taxonomy places the organism in Eukaryota, Fungi, Ascomycota, Eurotiomycetes, Eurotiales, Aspergillaceae. The transcript has 2 exons. The record is from RefSeq and is a predicted model, not a curated record. The coding region runs from base 1 to 1734 and encodes 577 amino acids.
AUGUUACAUGGCUCCUCCGAAGAGGAAUCGGACCGACCAACAGUUCAUCAUGCUUUUGACGCCAUGUUUGACGAGACAACUGGUUUCCCAUUUAUCGCAGGUAGCUCGCAGGCUAGCAAAGAGGUUGCAUACCCGUCUUCAAUCCAGAGCAUACAAUUGUGGCAGAUCUAUAUUAACAACGUCAAUCCUCUUUUGAAAAUCAGCCACAUACCCACACUCCAGCCCCAGGUCAUUGAAGCUUCCGCAGAUCUUGACAAGAUUCCCAAACCUCUUCGCGUCCUAAUGUUUGGAAUUUACUUCACGGCGGUUAAUUCAAUGGCCGAUGAGGAAGUUCAAACUACCUUUGGAGAAAAGAAGUCUAUCCUCAUGGCUCGAUACCGCAAGAAUACUGAGCAAGCUCUUCUCGAUGCUGGGUUUAUGAAAUCCAACGACAUUAUGAUGCUUCAAGGUUAUGUAUUGUAUCUGAUUGGCCUGAGGCCAUACAUGGACCCUCGCUCACUCUUUUGUUGCAUCGGUAUUGCCGUCCGCAUAGCUACUCGACUUGGAUUACAUCGAGAUGGAGCCCAAUUCAAUAUGUCCCCCUUUGAGACCGAGCAACGGAGACGACUGUGGUGGCAGAUUGUCGCCCUUGACAAGCGAACUGCUGAUAUCACCGGAUCACCCACUAGUGCACUCUCUUCCUUGGGAACUGACUGCCGGUUUCCACUCAACGUGAACGAUAUAGACCUGCACCCACAUGCCAAGGAGCCUCCAUCACCCUCGACUGGUAUCACCGAAAUGACCUUUUUUCUCACACGAAUAGAAAUCACGAUUGCAUCUGCCCCUGAUGGUAUUCGGCCCAAUCCCAAAGUACCGGAUAAUUUCCGGACGAAUGGAGGCUCGUCUACCUCCGCUUCAACUCGCAAGAGAGCAACUCAAAGCCAAUCCGAUCAUCUCGACCGAUAUUAUGCAUAUAUGGAAUCAGUCUAUCUCGAGAAGUGCAAUGCGAAUAUUCCCAUCCAGCUGUUCAUAUCGAUGAUGACUCGCGUGUCAUUGUGCAAACUCCAUGUUCUCGACUUCAUAUGCCGAGGUACCACCAGCGUAGACACCGAGAUCCGACAACGGGAUACUGGUUUUUUAGCUGCCAUUGAGCUGUUAGAAGCAGACAACGCAAUCCGUAACACGCAAAGCCUUCGCGGAUUUAUUUGGUACAGCUAUAUGGAAUUGCCUCUACCAGGGUAUCUUUUCCUUGCCAACGAACUACGCCACUACACUACAGGCAUUCUAUGCCAACGUGCAUGGGAAGCUAUCGUUCAAAGCCCAUAUAACCAAGGUCUUAGUCACAACCUCCGAAGCCCUUUGCAUGUUGGUCUUGGGCAGGCAAUCUUGAAGGCUUGGGAUGCUCGUCAAAAUUCAGAAUUACAGCUGGGAAGGGCAUUACAGCCUCCAUAUCUCAUUGUCUCACUUCGUGAAAGCCUUGCCAGCCAUAUUCAGAAACAAGGUCCCAUCCGAGCGGAUUUCGAAGAUUCUAGGGAUUUUGAAAGAGGCAUGCAUCCAAGCAGCGUUGAAUCGCGCCAGUCGGACGAAGCAGCAGAUAUGCUGCUCAAUGCCGGUACGACGUAUAAUUUCACAGAAAGCAUAAAUUAUACGCUUCCUUCGGCUGAACUUGAUUAUAAUCAAAUGGUUUGGACAAAUUUGAUGCAAUCUGGUGCGAUUGGCGGAUUUUGGGGUGAUCUUGACUCACUUGGGCAGUAA